Scleropages formosus (Asian bonytongue) is the source of this 2427-nucleotide messenger RNA. RefSeq names its product tRNA 5-methylaminomethyl-2-thiouridylate methyltransferase (gene trmu). Lineage: Eukaryota; Metazoa; Chordata; Actinopteri; Osteoglossiformes; Osteoglossidae. The record is from RefSeq and is a predicted model, not a curated record. Gene Ontology annotation, cellular component: mitochondrion. Gene Ontology annotation, biological process: tRNA wobble position uridine thiolation. Gene Ontology annotation, molecular function: sulfurtransferase activity. The transcript is spliced from 11 exons. Bases 80 to 1330 code for a protein of 416 amino acids.
GCUCGCGGUGCCGGUGUCUCCGCCGCGACGCCACCGCGGCUAGCCGUCCUCGCGUGUCGGGGCGCGUGCUGUUCCGGUCAUGGCGGUUCGGAGGCACGUGGUGUGCGCGCUGUCCGGCGGGGUGGACAGUGCCGUGGCCGCGCUCCUGCUCAAGCGCGCAGGAUACUACGUGACGGGAGUUCUCAUGAAGAACUGGGACCACCUGGAGGAGCGCGGCGCGUGCGCUGCGGAGCAGGACUGCGAGGACGCCUACAGGGUGUGUAGGACGCUAGACGUGCCCUUCCACCAGGUGUCCUACGUCAAAGAGUACUGGAACGAAGUGUUCAGUAAUCUUCUGAAGGAGUACCAGAGUGGCAGGACACCCAACCCAGACGUACUGUGUAACAAGCACAUCAAAUUCAAGCACUUCUUCCAGUACGCCGUCGGCACGCUGGGUGCUGAUGCUAUGGCAACGGGGCACUAUGCCAGGACAUCCCAGGAGGACGAGGAGGCGUUCCGACGGAGAGACGUCCCCCUUCCUCGGCCUCUGUUCAGGGAUCGCUUUGAGAUCAGAAACCCGGUAAGACUGUAUCAGGGAGCCGAUCGCCUUAAGGACCAGACGUUUUUCCUCAGCCAGAUCUCCCAGGAUGCACUGCGCCGGACACUCUUCCCCCUUGCAGGGCUGACUAAAGAUUUUGUGAAGAAGAUGGCAGCGGAGGCUGGCUUCCAGCAUCUCCUAAAUAAAAAGGAGAGCAUGGGAAUUUGCUUCAUUGGAGAAAGAAACUUCGAGGAUUUCAUUUUAGAGUACUUGGAGCCACAGCCUGGAAACUUUGUCUCCGUCGAAGAUGGGAAGAUCAUGGGAACGCACAAAGGCUGGUUCACCUUCACUUUAGGACAGAGGGCGAGGAUCGGAGGGCAGAGGGAUGCCUGGUUUGUGGUGGACAAGGACGUCAGCUCGAGGGACGUAUUUGUGGCUCCGGGGACCAACCACCCAGCGCUGUACCGAGACACGCUGCGGACCGAUCGGUUCCACUGGAUCGCCGAGGAGCCGCCGGCUGAGCUGGUGCACAGAAAAAUGAUGGACUGUCAGUUCCGCUUCCAGCAUCAGAUGCCCCUCAUACCGUGUACCGUGACUCUGAACCAGGACGGAUCCGUUUGGGUCACCAUGCACCGGCCAAUCAGAGCGCUGACGCUUGGACAGUUUGCAGUGCUUUACAAGGGGGAAGAGUGCCUGGGCAGCGGGAAGAUCGUGCGCCUGGGUCCCUCGCUCCACACCUUGCAGCGGGGCCGGGAUCGCCUGAAGACCGCCUCUGAGAGCGACGGCGAUCGCACCACGGGGCCGGUCGGCUGAGGAGCUCGAGUGCGGCUCCAGCGUGAGAGCGGCGCCGCUUUCGCAGGCGUGCGGAAAGGACUCUCUGCGAUCUUGAGCCGCUCAGCUCCUAAGACACAUUUCAACGCCUCACACAAUGACUGGCUACUGCUUUAGGGUUGUACACUGUUUCACUUCAGAGCUGGAUGGUUGGUACGUGCUACUGGAUGGGAUGUGACCUGUGUGAGUCAUGCGUUAAAUCAAGGUAUACAUUUAAAUCAAAAUUCAAAUCAGAGCAGCAGGUGAUACUCUUUAAUAUGUACAAAUGUGGUUGUUUUGUUCGGUGUUGUCAGUUUCCACACUGCAUGUUUCUUUUUGAACCUUCGACAAAAGUGCCUUUUACCCAGAUUUGUGUCAUUUGUCUCCUAAUUUGGGUUUUUGGGUUCUUUACUCCAAGAUCUAGUAACGUUGUGCGGAAAUUGUUUUCUCCAAAAGUAACUGACAUAGAAGUUGUUUGAAUGUCAGAAAAAGACCUACUGAGACACAGUUCCACAUCAACUGUCGUAGUUAAAGAAAAAAACGUAUACAGUUUGUAAGUGGAAAAUAAAUUUAAGUCCAGAUGAAUCCGAAAUGUGAGGCAGCUCUUUUGCACAGCUCUGCUGUCCUGGAAGAAGCAUUUGGGCCAUUUUGUGUAUCACAAUAACACAUGUCGCAUUCAUGUCUAUUAUUGUACUCUUUGUGGCCGUGAGGCCCGUUCAUUUUCCACUUUUUAGUUUGGUUUUUAGCUUCCGAUUUUGUUUAACUUUUGUUUUUAAACUUCUUCACAUUAAAAACUCCCUUUCAGGGCACAUGACAGUAAUGUGAAAGGUUUUUUAAAACGAAUGAAAAAUCAUUCAUCUGCUAAACAGUGGCCUCAAAUUAUUCACAUCAAUGUAUAAAUUUUUGUUUGGACAUAGCGCAGUAAAAGCCUGAAGUUUUCCUCAGUUUUUGGUGAGCUCUUUAUCCGCACUGUUUAUGUUAUUCUGCUUUUUCCAGAUUUAUUACGGGGCCGAAUUAACGGAAUGUAUGCAAUACAGUAAACGGACACAGUGUACAGACGGAGGUGUCCGCUAGAGGGCGCUCAGCGAACUGGUUAUUAA